This is a messenger RNA of Astyanax mexicanus (Mexican tetra), 3828 nucleotides long. RefSeq names its product carbonic anhydrase 1. Gene Ontology annotation, biological process: carbon dioxide transport. The record is from RefSeq and is a predicted model, not a curated record. Bases 122 to 904 code for a protein of 260 amino acids. NCBI's taxonomy places the organism in Eukaryota, Metazoa, Chordata, Actinopteri, Characiformes, Acestrorhamphidae. Gene Ontology annotation, cellular component: cytoplasm. Gene Ontology annotation, molecular function: zinc ion binding; carbonate dehydratase activity. The transcript is spliced from 7 exons.
CUAUAUAAACCCCGCCGUGCGCGUGUUUGUGCGGUGCGGUGCUGUGCGGGGCUGCUUCAAACACACACACUCACUCUCACACACACUCUUAUCACCAGCGCACUGCAGCAGCUGCUUCACUAUGUCUCACGGAUGGGGAUACGCAGCGGAUAACGGACCGGACAAGUGGGUGGAGAGCUUCCCGGUGGCUGACGGACCCCGACAGUCCCCCAUAGACAUCGUGACCGGAGAGGCGGAGCACGACUCCGCGCUGGCGCCGCUCGCGCCCCACUACGACCCCUCCACCUCGCUGGAUCUCCUCAACAACGGACACUCCGUGCAAGUGACCUUCGCCGACGACACGGACAGCUCGAGCCUGACAGGAGGACCGAUUUCCGGCACCUACAGACUGAAGCAGUUCCACUUCCACUGGGGCUCCCAGGACGACAAAGGCUCAGAGCACACCGUCGAUGGCAAAACCUACCCUGCUGAGCUUCAUCUAGUACACUGGAACACUACAUAUCCCAGCUUCGGAGAAGCGGUGGACAAACCCGACGGUCUCGCGGUCAUUGGAGUUUUUCUGGAGAUUGGAGAUGAAAACCCGCAGCUCCAGAAGCUUCUUGAUGCGAUGGAAGCCAUUAAGUCAAAGGGCACACAGACCUCAUUUGCAGAUUUCGACCCCACCAUACUGCUGCCCGGCUCUCUGGACUACUGGACGUAUGAUGGCUCCUUGACCACGCCCCCUCUGCUGGAGAGCGUCACAUGGAUCGUCUGCAAGCAGUCGAUCAGCGUCAGCUCUACCCAGAUGGAGAAAUUCCGUAGCCUGCUCUUCUCCGGCGAGGGGGAACCGGAAUGCUGCAUGAUGGAUAACUACCGUCCUCCUCAGCCUCUGAAGGGUCGCAAGGUCCGUGCCUCGUUCCAGUGAGGCGCCGCUGGAUUCUUCGCCUUGCUCCUCCCCCUUUUGCCGUCCAUCCCCCUCUUUAUUAUAGAUUUAUGGAGAAUUCUGCAGGCAUGCCUCAGCCGACACCACACACCUGCCAUUUUAUAUAUAAUCUGAUUGAUGUUAAAGGAGAAAUCUGGUGUGAAAUGGACUUGGGUUGUAGUGAAACAUGAUAACAAGUAUAAACCUUUGUCAAAUAGCCUGUUUUCAUUCACCCCCAGCAUUCUGAAAUACAACACUUUAAGCUGAUGCUCCCAAAAGGCUUACAAUGAAAGUGAUAGGGGCAUAAAUUUGCCUAUGCAAAGAAAUCACUACUUUCACACUAUUAAUAAGCUCUUCAUUGGUAGAAAUUUAGGAGAUUUCUCUGCAUGUUUAAAAUGCUAUGCCCUAUCCCCUAUCACUAGCAUUGUAAGCCUGUUGAGAGCAUUGGCUAAAAGCACUGAAUUAGGGAAUGAUGGGGAUGAAUGGUGAUUCACAUUUUAACAAAAGUUAAUUUUAAGUCCAAUUUACACCAGAUUUCUCCUUUAACAUCCAUCCCCAAGCUCAUGGCUGCCUACCCAACAUGAGCGCUGGGCUGUGCCGUGCAGUGCCAAGGUUUCCAUGCUUGGUUUUUUGGUUUUAUUUACUUUUUUUUUUUUUUUCGUUUGUUCGUUUUUUUAUGCACUAUAUGUCCAAAAUAAUCCAGACAGCUGGUCCUCAUUUUGCUGCAGUAGCAUCCUCUACUCUUUGGGAAAAGAUUUGCACUAGAUGUUGGAAAACACAGCAUCUGCAGCGAGGAUUUGAUUGAUUGCGGGCAGCCAUAAGAGCAAUAAUUAGCUUGGAAUGAUAAGGCAGUUGAGAGCACAUUAAAAAUGCUUGCAGUGUAGUCAUUUCCCCGUAGGCUACCUUCUCUUACAUAUGUACAGUAUGUAUGUAUACAUAUAUUCUGGCCUCAGGAUUGAAGGCUGUGAGAGCAAGUUAACCCUUUAUCUGCUGCUGAUAGUGGCCACUCGUGCACUUCAACAUAUUAGAAACAUUUUACAUUGCAUAUGUUUUUUUUUCGGCUAUAUAUAUCGUGAUAUUAAACAAUGCAGGGCCCAUGACGUCACCAGCCCCAUCCCCACCUGCCCACUGUCUCACAUCCGGACCAAUCAAGAGCUGAGUCAGUGACGAGCUCAACUCAAAACCCGAGGAAAACAGCAAAACAACAGUAAUCAGCCCUUUAAGACAUUUAAAUUGUUUUUUUUUAAAGGUAAAUAAGAGCGUUUGUUUUUCUGGGAUUAAAAGCGUGAAUUCAGCUGUAACUGGAAAUAUCUGCACCACAAAACUGUGCUGGACUGAGGUGCACAGCUUUCCCCACGUGCCCACGUCUACAAGCACAUGCCCAGCCAUGUGGAUGGAGGCCAUGCAGUUACCUCAUGUUUACUCCUGCUUCUCAGGCAGCAGCAGCCUGUCACUCACACAGACACAGAGACAGCGCUGUGUAUCUACUUCUUGUGUCAAGGAUCAAAGCAUGACGUGUUUGAUUGACUAUUAUAUAUUGACUAUUGCGCAUGCACACAUCGCGAUGAUGAUGCCUAAACGAUAUUUCUCGUGCGGCCCUAGUACCUACUGAUGCAUUUUUGAGAUUGUGUUGGUGAUCAUUCAAACCAUUAUGAGUUUUAAAAAGGUUAAGGUUACUUUGAAAAGCAAUAUGUGUGUAUUUACCUUAGAUGCAAUAUGUAUCCGAUCCGAAGAUGUCGAAGUCCGCUAAUCACAGCAGCUGUCUGGAUGAGUUUUGGACAUGUAGUGUAUGUGGUGUAGUAUAUGAAGCCAUUCCCUGCAGUCUUAAAAAAAAAGGCAGAUUUACUGUGAUUAUGCAUAUGGUGCCACUGUUGCCCGGGCCACCCUGACGCCAAUUCUCACAGGCACAUGCAGAAACAAACACAUGAGCAAUUCUCUCCAGUGCGGAGGGGAGUGGGCAGGUAGCUCUGCCUACAUCAUGCACCAGUGGUGCUGGCACGAGGGAACCGCCGGGCCAUCUGGGAUGGGUACUGCCGAUCCCGCAGGGUUGUAAUCUCUCUCUAUCUCUAUCUAUCUAUCUCUCUCUCCCUCUAUCUCUCUCUCUAUCUCUCUGCCUGCUUCAGGAUCACUACAGCUUAGUAAAGCCCAGGCACUGCUGCCUCUCCAGCAGAGCGAACCCUAAAAUCCCUUCUGGCACACACACACACACACACACUUACACACACUUACACACACACACUUACACACACAUGGCACAGCACGCUCGGGCUUACAGAGAAGCACAUGCACAAAUACCCGAUACGCACAACGGAUUCUGUCAAAAGAGAUUUGCAGUGGUCCCAGUUUAAUCGCUUAUGCCUCUAACCCUAAAAAAAUGAUUGAUUUGCAUUGUUUUGCAUGUCCUUUACGGCAACCCACAGUGAACUGCAAUCUCGCUGUGGACGCUUAUGCAGUCUGUGUUCAUUUGUAAAAUGAUUCCCAGAAGAUCAUUUGUGAGCAGAUGGUCAUUGUCCUCUUUGUUGUGACAUUAAUUGUUGUCCUUAAUCCUCCUGCUGAUUAGAACAGUCAGAUUUAUACAAACAGAAAUGAUACAUAUAGGCUACUAUUUUAUUCAUACAACUUUUAUUCAAAGUUGACAAUAGAACCAUACCCUACCAGCUAUUAGUAAUAUAUACAGUAUAUGUUCAUAUAUUAGAUAUUAGGUCCUGAAGGUUCUCCUUCAGUCUCUGCUCACCGUUUCCUUUAAUGGGACCAGAAAAUGUCUUAAUGUCUUAAUAUGCGUUUCUAAAGAUUAAAAGAUUAGUGGUUUUCAGAUGAAGCCAGAAGUGUCAGAUGUGUUGAUUGUAAUUGUUGAUUGUUGAUUGUGAAUUCUGCUCUCUGCUAUUUUUGAAGGAUAUAAUUUAAAUAAAGAUAAUAUUUGACUAUUA